CGUUGCGGCGCAGGGAAAAGCAACAUCACGCUAUCCGAGCACGUUGCGGCUCGCGGGUUCCCAAAGUUCAAAAAACGUUAUUUUUUUCUUCACGAAAAACCAAUAUUUCCCUUCUAUUUUAAAACAUUUUGGGGGUAUUUUUGGUAUUCCAUACUUGAGACUUCACUAACCUAAUUUCACUUCCCUUCUUUCUUGUUUACGUUCCCUUUUUCUUCGUUCACGUUGCCUUCUUCCUCGUUCUUCCUAUUCUUCGUUGCUCCUCGCUGCUGCUUUUGUUCUUCCACCACCAGCCGCGCCGCCUCCAGCUUCAUACACCACCAGCCGCGCCGCCUCCAGCUUCAUACACCACCAGCCGCGCCGCUUCGUUUUUUUUAUCUUUAGUUUUUCGUUUCUUUACCUAGAUUCCAUAACAAUCUCAUCACUUGCUAAUUAUCAAUCAUCAGUUUUGUUUCUGCUUAAUCAAGGCUGUGCCAAUGUCAAAUAUAGAUUCAGACAGAUACAAACCUCAUGUGGAAUUUGUGGAAGAAGCCAAAGAAGCACUCAUUGAUCUUAACUUGACCGAAUCCACUGAGCUUUGGCUCCUUAAGUUGCCCAUUUCGAACGAUUUGUUAACUGACAUUGACGGGCAGGAAUUGUCUCUCAAACUUCAUAAUGAGGGAAACUUGGGCACCUUUAAGGGCGCGUCUGGGAAAGCGUAUGAUUUCGUCAGCUUUGCUUCCCAGGAGCCGGAUGAAACAGUUUUCGUUUCCUCUGCUACAGAACAAAAAAUUGCUGGAAAAAUUACACGCCGAGUUUCUGUUGUCCAUUACCCUGAUCCUAAAGAACUGGAAGCAAAACAAGCACGUCGAAAUUCUGCAGCAGCCGCCACGAAUACAUCCCAAAUACAAAGUGAUUUUCGAGGAAGUUCACGUGCAUCAGCAUCAAAAAGUAGCAGAAUGAAGAGCUCAGUAUCUGAACUAUCUAAUACUCCAAAAAGAAGACCUUAUAAGAACAGAUCUAAUGGAAGACCUGCUGACGAGUCCUCACAUGGUCAUAGCACUGGUGUUUCCGCCAUGUCUUCUGAUCAUUCUAGCGGAGGAAAAUCAAAGAGAAGAAAAAUAUAAGGAAUAAUAUUUCGUUUUCUCCCAUUAACCACAUGUAUACUUUCUCGUGGGCCUUUUUAAUUUAUGGAAUUAAUAUAUGUUACAAAGGGAUUAUAGAGAGAGUGAGAUUGCUAUUUUGAUCGUGUCUUUGCCUCUUUCAUUUUUUUUCAAUUGGUUCGGUUUGACACAACGCCUAACCUGUCAGUUGCUAAACUUGUAUAACUUUGGAUCGUCGAUUUUUAGUGUUACCUAUUUUGUGUAAAGUUAGGUUAUCUUGUAUGAGGUGCUGAAAUUUUAAAUUUUGUAAAUUGUGCCCUUGUUCUAUUUUAUGGUUCAGUUCAUUAA
Messenger RNA from Cicer arietinum (chickpea), 1427 nucleotides. RefSeq names its product mediator-associated protein 2-like. Lineage: Eukaryota; Viridiplantae; Streptophyta; Magnoliopsida; Fabales; Fabaceae. The record is from RefSeq and is a predicted model, not a curated record.